This is a messenger RNA of Colletotrichum chrysophilum, 231 nucleotides long. RefSeq lists its product as uncharacterized. NCBI's taxonomy places the organism in Eukaryota, Fungi, Ascomycota, Sordariomycetes, Glomerellales, Glomerellaceae. The record is from RefSeq and is a predicted model, not a curated record. The transcript has 2 exons. Bases 1 to 231 code for a protein of 76 amino acids.
AUGAGUCGCUUCAAGUACAAGGGUUCCAGGAUCGACUGGGACGUCGACGAGUGCUCGCAGCCACUGGAGAAAUUUCAGUACCCCCGCGCCCCGGCACACUCUCUGUCAACUAAGCGCCCGUCGGACCCCAUGGCAAACCGGUUUCAACUCUUGCACCUGGACGACGAUGAUGAGGAUGAGGAUGUAGCUCUUCUAGAGUUCCAACGACGCCCGAUGGACAUCGUGGUUUGA